AUGGGUGGCUUUGGAGCUACCAUGGAGACCAUGGGAGCCAUGGGUGGUUUUGGAGCUACCAUGGAGACCAUGGGUGGCUUUGGAGCACCGCCCGGCACCAUGGCCGUCAUGGGAGGCAUGAGUUUUGCUUCUCUCAUGGGAGGCAUGGGUGCACCUCCGGCCGUCAUGGGCGGAAUGUCUUCCGGUGUGCCUCACACACCUUCUCAUGAAUAUGCCGUUGAAGAUCUUGCCAACACCAUCCGAGCUUCACGUGAUGUGGUGCGCGACAAUGAUGAUGAUGAGGAGGAAGAAUCAUCUUCGGAGGAGGAAGAAUCGUCUUCCGAAGAUGAGGACGAAGAUGAGGACGAGGCUUGA
This is a messenger RNA of Aegilops tauschii subsp. strangulata, 354 nucleotides long. NCBI's taxonomy places the organism in Eukaryota, Viridiplantae, Streptophyta, Magnoliopsida, Poales, Poaceae. The record is from RefSeq and is a predicted model, not a curated record.